CUCUACGCCCAGUUGUGAAACAGUAUUUAGCUCUCUAGUCGGAAUUGUAGUCUUUUCUUUAAGCCGGUAAGGUCCUGGAAGAUAUAUUUUAAAAAACUAGGUUCUUUUUUUCUCUUUCUCUCAUUUAGUGAUUAUGAACCAUACCCUUGUAUUUUAUAAAGGGAGCAAAAAUUAAAUAAGCAGUAAUAUAAAACUCCUGGAACUGGUUUAGAUUCGGACUUCAAGGAGGUUUGAGGGUGACCAUAGGUUUUCAGGACCCUUCCGAUCACAGCUCUUUCUUCCGCCAAGGCCUGAGCUCCCCUGGGAGAGUCGGAUCCGCAGUCAUGUCGGCUGCCAUCGCCGCUCUAGCAGCUUCCUAUGGCUCAGGCUCGGGCUCGGAGUCCGACUCCGACAACGAGACCGGCCGCUGUUCUUUGCCUGCUGCUGACUCCCUUAUCCACCUGACGAAAGCGCCUUCGGCCAAGCUCUCUCUGGUGGGAACCGUGGACGCGGCACCCGAGGUGGCGGUUAAGGAAGAUGUGGAGACUGGAGUACACCUGGACCCAGCCAUUAAGGAAGUCCAAUACAAUCCUUCCUAUGAGACCAUGUUUGCUCCUGAGUUUGGACCAGAAAAUCCCUUUAGGACUCAGCAGAUGGCUGCCCCUAGGAAUAUGCUUUCUGGAUAUGCUGAACCAACUCAUAUCAAUGACUUCAUGUUUGAACAGCAGAGGCGAACUUUUGCAACCUAUGGGUAUGCAUUGGAUCCCUCAUUAGAUAAUCAUCAAGUUUCUACUAAAUAUAUUGGGUCUGUAGAAGAAGCUGAGAAAAAUCAAGGUUUAACUGUGUUUGAAACUGGACAAAGGAAAACAGAAAAGAGAAAAAAGUUCAAAGAAAAUGAUGCAUCAAAUAUUGAUGGUUUCUUAGGACCUUGGGCAAAAUAUGUAGAUGAAAAAGAAGUGGCUAAACCUUCAGAAGAAGAACAGAAAGAAUUAGAUGAAAUCACAGCCAAGAGGCAAAAGAAAGGCAAACAUGAGGAUGACAAACCUGGGGAAGAAAAGACCAUUUUACAUGUCAAAGAAAUGUAUGACUAUCAAGGCAGGUCUUACCUUCACGUUCCUCAAGAUGUUGGUGUUAAUCUGCGUUCUACAGUACCUCCUGAGAAAUGUUAUCUUCCCAAAAAGCAGAUCCAUGUUUGGUCUGGACAUACAAAGGGUGUCAGUGCUGUCAGGCUGUUUCCUCUUUCUGGACAUUUGUUACUGUCUUGUUCUAUGGACUGCAAAAUUAAGCUAUGGGAAGUUUAUGGAGAUCGUCGCUGUUUGAGAACAUUUGUUGGUCACAGUAAAGCUGUUAGAGAUAUCUGCUUUAAUGGUGUAGGAACUCAGUUCCUCAGUGCAGCAUAUGACAGGUAUCUUAAGCUCUGGGACACUGAGACAGGUCAGUGUAUAUCAAGAUUUACAAACCGGAAAGUUCCUUAUUGUGUUAAAUUUAAUCCUGAUGAAGAUAAACAGAAUCUCUUUGUGGCUGGUAUGUCAGAUAAGAAGAUUGUACAAUGGGACAUCAGAAGUGGGGAGAUUGUGCAAGAAUAUGAUAGACAUUUGGGAGCUGUCAACACCAUUGUGUUUGUGGAUGAAAAUAGGCGAUUUGUAAGCACUUCUGACGACAAGAGCCUACGAGUUUGGGAAUGGGACAUCCCUGUAGAUUUCAAGUAUAUAGCAGAACCCAGCAUGCAUUCGAUGCCUGCAGUGACUUUGUCUCCAAAUGGGAAAUGGCUGGCAUGUCAGUCCAUGGACAAUCAGAUUUUGAUUUUUGGAGCACAGAACCGAUUCAGAUUAAAUAAGAAAAAAAUAUUUAAAGGGCAUAUGGUGGCAGGAUAUGCUUGUCAGGUGGACUUUUCCCCGGACAUGAGCUACGUGAUAUCAGGAGAUGGAAAUGGAAAAUUAAAUAUUUGGGACUGGAAGACUACAAAACUCUAUAGUCGAUUUAAAGCUCAUGAUAAAGUAUGCAUUGGUGCUGUGUGGCACCCACAUGAAACAUCUAAGGUUAUAACUUGUGGCUGGGAUGGUCUUAUUAAAUUAUGGGAUUAACUUUUUUAUUUGAUAACAUAUUUAACUAUAUUUGAUUAUUAAAUGUGUUGGGUGACAGUUUCUGUUUCACAGAUAUAUGCUCUUUACACAGACUUCUGACUCAGUACAAAUAUAGAAUUCAUUUUGUAACUUCGAUUUAUGUAAUUUCAUUCUGGUCUUUAUAGAUGUCACUGAAAUAAGUAAGUAAUGCCUUUUGUCAUCCCUUUCUUUCCAAUCACCAAGGCUUACAAUCAGUUACCAGUUGUGAAAACUUUUUGAUUCAUAUGUUUUAUAGCUAUCUCCUUACUGUUCAUGGAAUCCACCUGGUCUUCUUCCCUGGAUUUUGUGAUUCCUGACAGUUGAAGUAUUAAAUGAACAUCUAAUUCUGAGGGACCAAACACAUGGUCUCCAACAAAGCAAAAUAUAAAGACCUCAGUUAUGAUUUCAUUGUACAUAAAGCUAAAGGAAGAACAAGCUAAUAGAUGAAUGGCUUUUCUUUUCCUCUACUCUUUUCUAGUAUCCAGUUCCAGUAUAAGUCUCCUUGUGAGCUCUAUUAUUUCUCCAUGGGAUCCUCUUUUUGAAUCUCUUCAGUUGUAAGUCAUCACUUUGGCUUAAUUAACAUAAAUAGUCACGAAGUAAAGAACCGACCGAAGUCUUUCUUGACUUUCCCAAUGCAGGCAAAUCAAUUCCCUUUAAUCAUAAAGUUAAAUUAUUUCUGAACAUUAACUCAUGUGGAGGAGAAACUGGAUCUACAUUAUUGUGUCACAAAAGUAUACAAAUAUGUAAUUCUACUUUCAGGAACAUAACUCCUGAUUGACACAAAUCAUUUGAGAACAUAUGACAGUCUUUUGAAGCACUUUAAUUUUGACAAGCCAUCUCCUUUUAUUAUUUUCUAUGAAACUAGUUUUUGAUUUUUCAAAAGUGUAACCUGAGAUAAAUAGAAAGGGUACCAUGUUGAAAAAGACUAGAUUACCUAGUCAAGUGGAUGGCUACCUAGGAUGCUGAGCUGAAGACCAAGGGAAGCUAAGGGUCACCAACCCUGAAUGCAUUAAGUACUCAGUCUACUUCUUAGAACAUUUACUAUUAAGCACAUGUAUGCUAUCAUUAUAAAACUUGUAGAAAUGUGUGAUCUUUGCCCUCAUGGAAAUUUCAUUUUUAAAGAACGUGGCACCUCUGGGCCAACAACUACACAUAAAGAUGUUUUUGUUUCUCCUGUGCUAAAAGUAAAAUUUAGAAGAGAAUAAAAGAAAAGAAAUAGCAUAAAGGGGAGAGAUUCUUUGUUGGGUAUUGCUCACUCAAAGAAAUAAAGUCUAUCUGAACUACAGAUAGUCUCCAUCUGCCAGGCAGAGGUGGUUGUCUAAUUUCCCAAGUGGGAAGUAUGCAGGCAAAUUCUUACCCUGAACUUUAGUCUGAAUGUUAGCUAUUAACAAAUGUGAAUUAUUGAUUUGUGAUGAGACAAAGAGCUAAUCAUAGGCUUAAAACUACAUCUUGUUCAGUACCAGAAUUGUGUGUACUACAAAUUGUAUUUUCUAAAACUUAGAUAGUUAUUGUAUAGUGUUUUUUGACUGUUUCUAGACUAAAUAAUUGUACAUAAAAGUUCUCUUUUUAAAGAGCCUAUUUUUAAAUAUAUCUUUUUACAGAAAAAUUA
This is a messenger RNA of Monodelphis domestica (gray short-tailed opossum), 3690 nucleotides long. RefSeq names its product cell division cycle 40 (gene CDC40). NCBI's taxonomy places the organism in Eukaryota, Metazoa, Chordata, Mammalia, Didelphimorphia, Didelphidae. The record is from RefSeq and is a predicted model, not a curated record. Gene Ontology annotation, molecular function: mRNA binding; protein binding. Gene Ontology annotation, cellular component: catalytic step 2 spliceosome. Gene Ontology annotation, biological process: mRNA splicing, via spliceosome.